GCGAGAUAGAAAUUCAGAAUACCCGUUUCCGUUCACCUUGUGCGUUAGCUACAUCGUACAAAAUUGUUUUCCUUCAUGGGACACAGGCGGGAGCAAGGACUAACAAGCACAGGUGUCGGACAUGCGUACGUGCGGAACUUGCCUUUUUAUGUCAAGAUUCACAAGGGUGUGUCUCUGCCCCCUCUGCUCCAGCGUUCUACCCUGGUGUCCACCAGUGGUCAUUUCUCUGUGACGUCGCACUCCGAACACGACAGGAAGCCUCAGACAGGGCCUCUGGCCAACCCACAGCAUCCCAAGGCCUCUCCACUCUGGAACACACACUUCCUCAAUGCGCUGGCACAAAGGCGCAGGAACUGUGGGACGGUGCAUUUACUCUCUCGGCCAAUCAGUGAGAUGCAGGACAGCUACAGGGGCCAGACUGCUCCACAGGGCCCCAUGGUGGACCACUACAGCACCCUCCGGCUUGAUCCAGACCAGGCCCUGACUGUGACAGCAGAUCCGUGUGUCAGCACAGCUCAUGCAGACUACAGGAUAUAUAGCAGGUCAGAGAUUGCCCCUCCCUCUGGUCAGGAAGCCCCUACCUCCAACCUCAGCCUGACCAAGAGCUCCACCCACAACCGGCUGCCAGCCCACAAAGCCCCUCCCACCGUGUCCUGCCAUCCUCGUCUGCCCCGUCCCACAGUGCCCCUCCCCUACACAGGGAAACACAGCCUGUACAGGGAGAGCUUCCAGGUACCCUCCCCUCACCCUGCUCCCUCUGCAUCUAUACCUGGACCAGCCAGGGCUGGGUUUGGAGGGGGAGGAGCCCAGAGAGGGCUUCUCAGAGACAUCCUCGAGGUCCCCAAAAUGUAUUUAACAGAGAAUCAGGCCUACGGGGGAAACCGGACUGUGCUGGUCUGAGACCAUGCUGCAUAAUACUGUUCGCAGUGUCUUUGUGUGAAUGUGAAUUAUAACUGCCUGUCUGUUUUUAACUGGAUGUCCCUAGAUGCUAAAUCAAGUUUACAAGGCCCGUGACAUCUCUUUGGAUUCCAGUGUCUACAUGAUCAUUUAUUAAUGGCUUAAUAAACGGGGCAGGCAGUACUUGAAAAGGACCGUAGUCAUCGUU
This is a messenger RNA of Esox lucius (northern pike), 1105 nucleotides long. RefSeq lists its product as uncharacterized. Bases 76 to 900 code for a protein of 274 amino acids. The transcript has 6 exons. The record is from RefSeq and is a predicted model, not a curated record. Lineage: Eukaryota; Metazoa; Chordata; Actinopteri; Esociformes; Esocidae.